AUGCCUGCAUCAGACUCCAAGCGUUGGUCUCCUAUCUCACCAAUGGUUGUCGGUGCCUCUUCAUCCCCCUUCGUGUCUCAUCCUGUUAAGGUUUGCCUCGUGGUGGUUUUGGUUUGCUCGCGUGGAGAGCCAAAAGUGUCAACUAGGGUCUUCUAUGGCAUUCUGUGGUUCCAAUACUUGGACAAGAGGGUUGCGGAAGACAAGUUUUUGGUGGCUGGUGGUGGUGGUGGUUGGCUCCUGGGUUUUCUUGGAGUCAUAUUGAUCUCUUGCUACAUCGGAUCUCUAUUUUCAAUCCUCCUGUUCUUGGCGUUGGGCAUGGCUUGA
Prunus armeniaca (apricot) is the source of this 324-nucleotide messenger RNA. NCBI's taxonomy places the organism in Eukaryota, Viridiplantae, Streptophyta, Magnoliopsida, Rosales, Rosaceae. The record is from the annotation of a GenBank genome assembly.